Molecule: messenger RNA, 2533 nt
Organism: Bombyx mori (domestic silkworm)
Lineage: Eukaryota; Metazoa; Arthropoda; Insecta; Lepidoptera; Bombycidae
Product: ionotropic receptor 75a
Exons: 6
Coding region: 107-1879 (590 amino acids)
Cellular component (GO): membrane
Molecular function (GO): ligand-gated monoatomic ion channel activity
Source: RefSeq, a predicted model, not a curated record
GCAAUUUUCUUGUCAGUACAAUUUCCCGUGAAUGUUUCUUGACAGUUUUAAGUAAUGAAAAGCUAUUCAUUGAGUGCAUGGUAAUGGUUGUUGAAGGAUCGUUGCGAUGAACAUCCUCGGUUUAAAUAUCAUAUCAUUUCUUUGUUCGUUAGACAUUUCUUCAGUAAUCGAAGUAUUUAAGUGUAAACAUGUUAGAGACGUUAUCGUAUUUCACUGUUUUAAAGAAAAUCAAUUAAUACUACCGCAACGAAUGUUUCAUUUUAAUAAUUUUCGUACAGUGUUUGUGUUCAUCUCCAAUAAUAUUUCCUGGGAAUUACCAAAUUCGUAUCCAAAAAUUGGAGUUUUAAUCAACACGUCUUGUGAUGGUUGGGAGAAGUUUCAAGAGUUUCAGAACUCACACACGUGGGUUUAUUACACAGAUAAUCUCACCUCGACAAUCACAGCUUUAUCUACAUUUCCUAUUGAAAUUAAUAGCGAUGUCACAGUCGUAUAUAAAGAGAACAGCGCGUAUCAAGUAUUCGAUACUUACAACACAGGAAGAAAAAAUAAUGGCGUUUUCAAUGUUAACUAUAUCGGUCAUAUAAAUCCUGGUUUGCAAACAAACUUAAAAUUUACUACAAGAAACUUAAAUGGAGUCACAUUAAAAUCUACAGUGGUGAUUUUGAAAAAAGUGCAAUAUGAAUCUUUUGAGGAAUAUUUACGAAAGACAGAACAAACUGGAUUGGACUCAGUGCAUAAACAUAAAUUCUUUCAACUGUUGCAAUAUAUUAGCGAAAUGUACAAUAUUACCUAUGAUCUAAUAAGGACAAAUACUUGGGGUUAUGCACACGACGGAAGAAUUGAUGGCAUGGUUGGAAGUCUGCAGCGUCACGAGGCUGAUGUCGGCGGUUCGCCUAUAUUUUUUAAAACCGACAGAGCUUACGUUGUUGACUAUGUUGCUGAAACUUGGCCGUCAAAACAGAGCUUCAUUUUUCGUCACCCAAAGCAUCCGACCGGUGUUCAUACUGUUUAUUCCAGACCACUAAGUAACUCAGUUUGGUAUUGUGUAAUAGCGUUUUUAUUUGUAACUGCUUCGACAGUUUUCUUUAUGCUUAAAUUUAACAUCGACGAGAUAGAACGCGCCGAAACAUCUCAAAGUCUUGCAUUUUUAUUUGCUUGGAGCGCGAUCUGUCAACAAGGUAUGUCACUCAGACGUAAUUCUUUGGCACUAAAAGUUGUCGUUUUCGUUACUUUCGUGUGCUCCAUAACAUUGUAUCAGUACUAUAAUGCAACUGUAGUUUCAACAUUGCUCAAGGAAUCUCCGAUAACUAUACGGACUUUGAAGGAUUUACUGCAGAGCGAUUUGAAAGUAGGAGUCGAAGAUGUCGCCUACGUUAAAGAUUAUUUUGCGCACACAAAAGAUCCGAUUGCUAUUACAAUGUAUGAGAAGAAGAUCGUCACAGGUAACAAUCGUAACUUCUUUGACCCGGAGUACGGCAUGUCUUUGGUGAAAAAAGGAGGCUAUGCUUUCCACGUGGACACAGUUUAUUCAUACGGUAUCAUGAAGAAAACAUUCACCGAGAGGGAGAUAUGUGAGAUUCACGACGUAACUAUGUAUCCACCUCAAAAAAUGGGUGCUGUAUUGAAAAAAAAUUCUCCGUACCGGAAUUAUUUUGCAAUCGGAAUUCGCCGGCUAUGGGAAACGGGGUUGAUGCAGAGGAUGAAACACAUAUGGGACGAACCGAAGCCGCCCUGCGUGCGGACCCAGGACAGCAGCAUUUUCUCUGUCUCUAUAUUAGAAUUUUCUACGCCGCUUUUUAUUGUUGUGUUUGGCGUGAUUGCAUCUGUAGUGGUAUUGUUGUGUGAAACAUUAUUUGACACUCUUUUUAAUAUGAGAUGAAAGUAUUAUAGCUAGUUAAAUUUUAUGUUAUUGGUCACGGUACACGUUGUGCAAAAAAUGUAAUUAGGCUUUUGAUUGUAAAACUUAUUAAGAAUUCGGUUCGGUUAAUUUAUUUUUGGGAUUUUUUUUAAGAGUAUAUGUACUUACUUUGCGUUAUAAGUCUUCAUUCUUUCAUAAGAUUAUGUUACGAGUUUGGGUAUUUUAAAAUUAAUUCAAUACAAUGUGUGCAAAAUGAUCGCAAAGUAGUUGUGUGCUUUAUUUUUAUCUUUGAUUAUUCUGAGUAUCUCAAGACACAAUUACGAUAAAAAAUAUAUUUAACAAUUCCCUUUCAACAAACAAAAAAUCGACCAAUUUAUAAAGUACCUACGCUGGAUAGAGUGGUAAAAGAUCAUCCCACCCAAAUUUAGAUAUGGGAUUUACUUCAAUCUACACGAAUUGUUUGGGUUUGUUUGUUACAUGGUAUUCGGGAUAAUUUACUGUGAAACAAUAUAAGCUUACGACGUUAAAUAUUAAUUAAAAGCUACCUGUUCGCAAAAAGGGUGGAUGUUGUACAAUCGUAAAUGAUUAAUUUAAGCCGUGAAGUUCCUACUCAGGAGUUUGUAAAUAUAUACGAAUAUCCUAUCUACAUUAAUAAAACUGUGUGCUUACAUCCUC